AUGGCUCCAUUACCAGCACACGGCGCUGCAGCCGGCAGACUCACCUUCUUCAUCAAUGCUUGGAUUACAGAAAUGGGCAUGGAGUCUAAUUUUCAGUCCUGGCUUGACUCUGGUUUCAAGGCACUGGACAACGACAAUGAAACCCGCAUUCCAGAUGCCGCAUUUGGGGCUACAAAUCCCCCAGCUGGGACCCCGAAAAGCCGACCAUCGUUCACGAUCGAAAUCGGCGACACACAAAGCCUCCCAGAUUUAGGCUACGAUGCCCAGUGGUGGCUCGACCCAACCAAGGGUGGUGCCUCGGUUUGCAUUACAUGUAAACUUGACCGGACCCCGAGACUGGUUAUUGAUGUCUGGGAACGUCAGACCACGGAAAGGGGCGACGAGGAAACGAAGAGGUCUCAACACAUCAUCAUUGCAAAGUCGGGGAAAGCUCCAGUCACCGUGCGAGGAGGACCAUUGCGCAUCAGUUUCAGACUUGUCUUUGGAGUAUCACCAACCGAUCCCCAAAAAGACUUAAAGAUCGAAGACGAUCGGUUGAAGACCGCGGCUCUGACGAUCUGGCAAGAGAUGGGACUUUCUCUUUAA
Messenger RNA from Penicillium pulvis, 585 nucleotides. RefSeq lists its product as uncharacterized. Bases 1 to 585 code for a protein of 194 amino acids. Lineage: Eukaryota; Fungi; Ascomycota; Eurotiomycetes; Eurotiales; Aspergillaceae. The transcript has a single exon. The record is from RefSeq and is a predicted model, not a curated record.